CUUCUCAAGAAAGAGCUCAUUAAUGCUCAGCUCCAGAUUAAACUCUUACGUGAUGUCCACAGCAAGAUUGUGAAGCGCCAGCGCAAAUACCACCUGAUGGAGCAGCUCAAGGGAAUCAAAAAGGAGCUCAGUAUGGAGUCAGGCGGGAAGGACAAGCUCAUUGAGAAAUUCAAGGAGCAUGCCGCCUUGUUGAAGAUGCCAGAGGGUGUGCAUAUUUUACCAUGCUUACCUGUUUCCUACUUGACACCUGCGUUGCAGAUACCAUGGGGCCAGCACACUCCCGACAACUACUCCAUCACACAAGCUCAGAAAGUCCUCGAUGAAGACCAUCAUAGCCUCAAAGAUGUUAAAGACCGUAUACUGGAAUUUCUUCCUUUUUUUAUCAGUUACGACUGGCGAGAUAUUGCUUCUAGUUGCACUGCUGGAUGUCUUCACUAG
Suillus clintonianus is the source of this 438-nucleotide messenger RNA. RefSeq lists its product as uncharacterized. Gene Ontology annotation, molecular function: single-stranded DNA binding; ATP binding; ATP-dependent peptidase activity. The annotation marks the transcript as partial. The transcript has 2 exons. The record is from RefSeq and is a predicted model, not a curated record. Gene Ontology annotation, cellular component: mitochondrial matrix. Gene Ontology annotation, biological process: chaperone-mediated protein complex assembly; protein catabolic process; mitochondrion organization. NCBI's taxonomy places the organism in Eukaryota, Fungi, Basidiomycota, Agaricomycetes, Boletales, Suillaceae.